GUGAGACCUUCCUCGCUUUUGUCGUAAGUUAACUGGCACUCUGCUCUGCUUCUAGGGUUUUCCAUUUCCAUUUUCUUUCAUCUUCUAUACUUCGAGAUGAGUCGGCACCCUGAGGUAAAGUGGGCCCAGAGGCCAGGCAAGGUUUAUGUUACAGUUCUAUUGCCAGAUUCCCAAAAUGCGAAGGUCAAUCUUGAUCCAGAGGGAGUUUUUACAUUUUUUGCUAAUGCUGGGGCAGGGAACCACGUCUAUGAAUUGAAGCUUGAUCUUUUUGAUAAGGUUAACGUAGAGGAGAGCAAAAUAAAUGUGGGGGUGAGAAGUAUAUUCUGUGUUUUGGAGAAAGCAGAAAACAAAUGGUGGACGAAACUACUGCGCGGAGAUGACAAGGCACCGCACUAUGUGAAAGUAGAUUGGGAUAAAUGGGUGGAUGAAGAUGAGGAUGCUGGUCCUGCUGACUCAGAUGUAGGAGGCAUGGAUUUCUCUAAAUUGGGCGGCAUGGGCGACAUGAUGGGAGGCAUGGGCGACAUGAUGGGAGGCAUGGGCGGCAUGAUGGGCGGAAUGGGCGACAUGAUGGGAGGCAUGGGCAAUGAUGGUAUGGGUGACGAUUUUGAUGACAGCGAUGAAGAGGGUAAGAAGUUGAAAAACAUUCUUAUUUGA
Molecule: messenger RNA, 654 nt
Organism: Ilex paraguariensis (yerba mate)
Lineage: Eukaryota; Viridiplantae; Streptophyta; Magnoliopsida; Aquifoliales; Aquifoliaceae
Source: the annotation of a GenBank genome assembly